This is a messenger RNA of Carassius carassius (crucian carp), 1076 nucleotides long. RefSeq names its product ribonuclease P and MRP subunit p25, b (gene rpp25b). Gene Ontology annotation, molecular function: RNA binding. The coding region runs from base 35 to 637 and encodes 200 amino acids. Gene Ontology annotation, biological process: tRNA 5'-leader removal. The record is from RefSeq and is a predicted model, not a curated record. NCBI's taxonomy places the organism in Eukaryota, Metazoa, Chordata, Actinopteri, Cypriniformes, Cyprinidae. The transcript has a single exon. Gene Ontology annotation, cellular component: ribonuclease MRP complex.
UAUGGUGCAGUUGCAUGUGAUGUGAGUGUUUGUGAUGGAGCUCAUUGGUGAUCGGGACGCCCGGCUGUCCGUUCCAGGUCAGACUACAAGCGCCUCCGCCUCGUCUCCUUUGCUGAAACAGACUCAUGCAGGCGGAUUUAAGAAAGUGUGUCGGAUCGAAGAGGAAAGCACGUGUCCGUUCCCUGGCCUGCCGGCAGGUGUGCUAGAAAUGAGGGUUAAAGAGGGCAGCAAAAUUCGCAAUCUCAUGGGUUUCGCCAUGGCACGCAUGCAGAGCGACCCUCGGGACGCCGGUCAAACCGGACUGAGACAAGUAGUUUUCACCGGGUCCGGACGAGCCGUGACCAAAACCAUCACGUGUGCCGAGAUCAUGAAGAGAAAGCUCGGCGGCCUCCAUCAGAUGACCAAGCUGCAGUACAAGGGUCUGCGAGAGGUCUGGGAGAGCCAAGAAGAAGGCGAUUCGGAGGUGACCGUCCACCGGACGCUUCCCUCAAUCAGCAUCUUGCUCUCCAAAGACCCACUGGACCCUCUGGAACCAGGCUACCAGCCUCCGGAGAACAGCUUGUGGGAGGAGAGGAACGGAGGAGACGCUUCACAGACGGCUGAGACUGAGCCUCAGGCGAAGAGAGUCUGUCUCUGAGGAUUAUGGGUGUGUUUAAAGUCAACCGAAACCAGCCUUGAAAGCUGAAAUCUGACCACAAAGGCACAUGCACAUCACAGUCUUGAUUUGCGUUUUGCUCCUGGUUUUGAGCAUGCAGCAUCACUCAUUUAAUUCAGUCUCUUCAAUAUGAUCAGACAUGUAUUGCAAUGCAUGAGCUGACUAAAAACUGGAAUGCAGUUGGAAACAUGCAUAAAUUUGCUAAAUGCAUUGAUAAGACAAUAUAAACAUUAUUUAAAUAUAUAGCAAGUCAAAUUUAAUGCAUUCAGUAAUUCUGUAUGUAUGACUAAAAAUGCUGGUGUUACUGUGGUUUUCAAUGUGCGAACAAUUUUCUGACCUAAAACCGUUUUUUCUUCGGUGGUCCAGAAGCAUGCAAACAUCUCAGAUGGACACGGAAGUGAGAUGGAGAUGAUUUCAGACG